AGUGCUGAAUUACACCCCCUCCCCUUUCUCUCUCACAAACACAGCCUCACCAACCCUAGAUUCUCCUAAACCCUAUCAGAGCCACCGUCACCAUCUCCCCUUUCUUUCAUUCUGCUCUUCUCCUCGCGUCGCCAGAAGCUAAGGUCGGUUCGGGGUUGUUGUUGGCGUCGCCGUUUCCCUGUUCGAGCUCUCUCUGUCACGGCUUUUCUGCUCCUUCACCGUUGGUCGUCACCGCUUCUCCGUUCCUCGCCGUGAGUCGUCGCUGCUUUUCCCCUCCUUGUCGUGCGUCGUUUCUGCUUCUCCCAUCCUCGCCAUUUUUGGCUGUGGCCCCUUCUCUGCUCCCCGCCAAUCUUGUCGUCGCUGCUUCUCUGCUCCGCACCGUGUCUCACCGUCGUUGCCUCUCUGUUUCACGUUACUGAAGUUCCCAAUUUGAAUUUCUCUGUCUCUCUGCUCUCUGGCUUUAUGCUAUCUUUUCCUCCCCUUUGCUGCCAAUCCAGAUAACUUUGUAUGACAGUAUAAAUCAUCCCGCUGUUGCAGGGAUAGGAGCCUUGAUGUUAUCACACUUCCCAUGCUUCUAUUUCAUUGAAGGUGGAGAAAAUAUAAGAUCAUUAUUCGGUGAUGAUGUUUUAGCUUCUUCCAUAUACAAAAACCCAUCACAAUGAUCAGGGCAAUAACACGUUCACAUUCUCUUAUUACACCCCUCCACCGUAGCGCUCCCCAGACCUGUCAAACCCAAUUCCGAAGCCUCACAUUGGAGACCAAAGAUGGGGAUCAUGCUGGCAACAUCAACUCAAAUGCCAAAGAUCGUAACUUUGUUGAUUUCGUCAUCGAAAUUUGCAGAGUCACUCGGACAACACCGCGUUGGGAGACUACCCUUCUUUCCCAAUACCCAUCUUUCAAUUUCAAAGACCCUUCUUUCUUCCUACAUUACCUGACCCACCAGCACAAUGCGUUCCUCUCCCUUCGAUUCUUUCACUGGCUUUGCUCUAGUUGUGGCUUCUCACCGGACCAAUCUUCAUGCAGCGCCCUCUUUGAUGAACUUGUGAAUGCUGGAGCAUCUAAAGCUGCAAAGGCGUUGCUUGAUUGGCCCGAUUUUAACCCUGGGCCUCAUUCAUUGGAGGGUUACAUAAGGAGCCUUAGCAGUGGUGGAAUGGUUGAAGAUGCACUCCAUGUGUUUGAUGAAUUGCAAAAGGUUGGAUUUUGUCCGUCAGCGGAAACUUGGAAGAAAUCUCUAUUGGGUUGUUUGAAGGUUGGGAGGACCGAUCUGGUUUGGACAUUGUAUGGGCGUAUGUUGGAAUCUGGUGUUGCGGCUAACAUUGAUGUUGAGACUGUUGGAUAUCUGGUAAAGGCGCUAUGUGUUGAAGGCAAGGUUUCGAAGGGAUAUGAACUUCUUAGGCAGGUUCUAGGGAAUGGCUUGAGUCCUGACAAUACUGUUUUUAACACACUUAUUAGAGGGUUCUGUAAAAAUGGAGAGUAUGAUAGGGUAUCUGAGAUCCUUCAUAUCAUGAUUGCCAAGAAGGGUAAUCCAGAUAUCUUUACUUACCAAGAAGUCAUCAAUGGACUCUUGAAAGAGAACAAUUCUGAGGGAUUGCGGGUUUUCAAUGAUAUCAAGGAUAGAGCGUAUUUCCCUGAUAGAGUCAUGUACACAACAGUGAUCGAAGGCCUCUGCAAGAAGGGACAGCUUGGUGUCGCAAGGAAGUUGUGGUUUGAGAUGAUUCAAAAAGGGCUACUUCCUAAUGAGUAUACCUAUAAUGUAAUGUUACAUGGGUAUUGUAAGGCUGGUGAACUUGUUGAGGCAAAGAAGCUCUUUAAUGAUAUGCGUUCUAGAGGUUAUGUAGGAAACACAUUCAACUACACCACAAUGAUUUCGGGUUUGUGUUCACAUGGUGAGGCACAUAAAGCAUGGGUCUUGUUUCAAAAAAUGCCUCAAAGGGGUGUGGUUCGUGAUUUGAUCACUUACAAUUCUUUGAUUAAUGGACUUUGCAAUGAGGGGGAUCUUGUUAAGGCAACAAAACUUUUUAAUGAACUUCAGACACAGGGUUUACAGCCAUCGGCUUUCACUUUUACUCCUCUUAUAAAAGGACUUUGUAGAUUUGGAGAAACGCAGGAGGCAAUCAGGUUAUGGAAUGAUAUGCGCGAUCGGCAUUUAAUACCACCCUCUAUUACACACGACCAUAUUAUUAAGGGGUUAUGUAAAGAAGGCAAUUCUGCAGAGGGAAUGAAAUGGCUGCGAAGAAUGGUGAGAUGGGAGCUAAAACCAGUGCGGAAGACUUUGGAGAUCCUGAUUUGCACUCUAUCACAAGAGAAAAGGUUAGAUGAUGUUUUGAUUGUCUUAGAUUCAAUGUUUAGAUUGGGAUAUACACUUGAACAUAGCACAAUUCAUUUUUUAGUGACGAUAUUUAACUGGAAAAAUGAUUGCUUUACUAGUUUAUGUUUGGAGAAGAUAUUAGGAAAUAAAAGAUAAGUUGAUGUUGUGUAUAUCUGACUUUGUAACAUCUUUUUCCAAUAGAAUGAAGAAAUUGAGUAUCUCUUGUAAGCUUUUGAGACCAAAAACCUUGUUGACGCUUUCCAUUGUUUCAAUGUGUUCUUCUUGUCCAGUGAAAUAAAUACCUCUAAAUGAAGCAAACGAAAUUAUUACUAUCGA
This is a messenger RNA of Arachis stenosperma, 2644 nucleotides long. RefSeq names its product pentatricopeptide repeat-containing protein At5g18950. Bases 659 to 2464 code for a protein of 601 amino acids. Lineage: Eukaryota; Viridiplantae; Streptophyta; Magnoliopsida; Fabales; Fabaceae. Gene Ontology annotation, molecular function: protein binding. The transcript is spliced from 2 exons. The record is from RefSeq and is a predicted model, not a curated record.